AUGUCGCACGCCGACCGCGACCCGGUCAUGAAAGCGAUCAAGGACAAUCUUCUCAGGUGGACCUGCGAGCGACACGCCACCGACUGUUCCCUCGACAGACCUCUACUACGUAACAAGGCCUUGGAAUUGGCCGACGAGCACGGACUGACCGGUUUCAAAUGUUCCGACAGAUGGCUGACGUGUUUCCUGAAGAAGCACGGCUUCUCCCUCGACCCGAGCGACUCGUCCGGGCCGAUCUUCGAUAACUACCGAUUCUGGAUCGACGCGAUGCGAUCCGUCAUUACGCGAUACAAGCACAAGGAUCUCUUCCACUUGGACGAAUUAACCAUGUACUCCGAUAUCUCGCCUACCGGCAUCUCGUCGGCGAUGUAUCACACGACGCGCCAGGACGCGUCCUUGAGGAGAACGACGGUGCUGAUGUGCUGCAACGCCGCCGGCACCGAGAAAUCGCCGCUCUUAAUCUGCGGCACUUACCCGGCCGUGGUAACGCGCGAGGAUCACGUGUACACUCACAGUGAGGACGCCUCGAUAAGCGACGGACUCUUCAGGGAGUGGAUGAGCCGGCUGAACGAUCGCAUGAGCCGCGGCGAACGGAAGAUCCUGCUGCUGUUGCACAGGGAUCGAGUAAACGCCUUCCGAGGACUCGAGCUCAGCAACGUCCAACAUGUAUUCUUCCCGGAGAACUUCCCACCGCCGCUGAGGCCCUUGAAGAGGGACGUCUUCCAUUACGUGAAGAUGAUCUACCGGAGCAAGUAUGUGGAGAGAAUCAAGGAGCACGGGCACCGUUGGAACGUUGAGAAUGUAGUGGAGAGCUUGCUGGAGGCCUGGCGGAAAGUUCCGCGCGCGCUCAUUAUCGCCAGUUUCCAGCGAACGCACUUCAGAACGGACGAUUGCUUCCUGGAGAUCCAUUGUGACGCGUGGGAAGAGCUGGAGACUGGGCUGUCUUUCCAGAGGUUCGUUACGUUCGACGACGACCUCCCGACGACGCGAGAACACCGCCGAUCUUCCGGCCACGAUUACAACCUGAGAACAACCAGAGAAGACGUCACUUUGGCCGACGAUAAGCUCGAUUCGAGGAGAGAGUUUCCGACUGAGAAAACUCACGAUGAGUCGCAAGCGAACGGAGACUCAAGGAGAAUUCGCGGCAAGGUGAGCAUCGAUCGGAAGAAGAAGAGAGACUCGCUGAAGAGAUCCCGCGACGAAGCUCAACUGAACGAAGAUCGACCGAGCGAAAAGACAAAUAACGCGAGCGAGAAUUCAAUCGCAGCUCCUCGGGGGUCGAAGAGCAAUGAGGAAGAUAUCGUUGCUUCGGCACCGGCGAAACGUCCGAAGAUCAUCAGUGUCGAAACGGUCCACGUGGUAGGGAAACGACGAACGAACGCUCAAAGCACCGUCGAAGAGCUCGAUCUGACUACAUCGAACGCAGGCCACGUUCUGCAACCAGAUGACGCCACUGGUUACCAAGAGUCAAGAAGUGAAAACGAUGAAGCUUCGAGCGCCGGCGAGCAGCGAUCUAUGGAGUCCUCGUGGCGAAUUGACGGCUCGAACACGAGCGAUUUCACGUCGCAACAAGUAUUUAGCGAUACAUCCGCCGCUGAUUCGGAGGAGCCGAAUACAUCGGUGGUUUCCGGAGUGAGCUCGAGAAGAGAGAACGAACCGAGUUCGGAUGCAACGCCGGCGAUGGACGGAAAAGACGGCCAUUCCUCACGGCAAUCUGCGAAGAGAAGACGAUUGCACUCCGUCGACGUCCAAGAACCACUGAAUCACCCCGACAACGGUGAACCGGAGCAGAAGAAGUCGAGGCCCGACCCCGAUUGGGCGAAGCGCUACGAGACGACGUUCGUCUUCGGCUCGCCCGACGUAGCACGAACCAUAUCUACUGCGGCCGCCGAUGAAGACGCGCAGCAACGGUGGCAGAGGCGACCGUACGAGACGAGUAUUUUCACCAUAAGACCCUGGAAGGAUUAG
Dinoponera quadriceps is the source of this 1968-nucleotide messenger RNA. RefSeq lists its product as uncharacterized. Gene Ontology annotation, cellular component: nucleus. The record is from RefSeq and is a predicted model, not a curated record. Gene Ontology annotation, molecular function: DNA binding. The coding region runs from base 1 to 1968 and encodes 655 amino acids. The transcript has 3 exons. NCBI's taxonomy places the organism in Eukaryota, Metazoa, Arthropoda, Insecta, Hymenoptera, Formicidae.